CUUGACAUGCUGAUAUAUCUUCCUGUCACAUUUGAAAACUGCAUAUGAAUACACAGACACUUUUUUCACCAGAGCCUUCUCAGCUUUUCUUGACCACGAACUGGAGACAUUUUGGACAUGAAAACUGUGUUUGGACUGUUGGUGACCCUGCUCGGGGUUUGUUACGGUGAGCCUUUUUACUAUUUCAGAGAUCUUUAUCAUAUUUGUUAGUAUAUGCACAAGUUGGUAAAUGAAAUAUGAAAUCUAAACAGCUAAGUAGGGUGUUGAAGGUAAGCAAUAUUUAAAGUAAAAGAUCAACUACAAUUAAUUACAAGGAUUCAACAAUAAAAUACUAUAAAAUCAAAUGGCAAAGCAGAACUACAUUGAAUCCAUGACUCAUUUCCUUCAGACUACUUCGGUAGCGUUGGUUUGUUUGUUUGUCUGUUAGCAACUUUACGGAGAAAGUAACAGACGGAUUGACCUGAAAUUUUCACCAGAGGUGCAUCUCAGCCCCAGGAGGAUCCCAUUAGAUUUUGGUAGUGAUCUGGACAAAAUUCUGGAUACUGUGACCCAGAACACAAAAAUAAGGGUGUGGUUGGAAUUUUCAAUGCUGACAAAUAAGCAAUGGGUGGCACAGUGAUAUAGUUGUUAGCACUGUUGCCUCACAACCAGAAGGUCAAGGGUUUGAAUCCCGGUAAGGGCAUUUCUUGUUUAAGGGGGGACAUGAGCUGCUUUGCGGAGGUCUGCGCUCUCCGAGUGCUUUUCUAGUUACUGAAUAGAUUUAGCUGAGUUCUGCCAACUCAUGGUAAACAGUUAGAAAAUGGAUCAACUUGACAAGACAGACAUUCCCUCAUUUUUACUUCAUGGUGGUUCCUUUUCAAAGCUUGCUGUGCAAAUUAACAGUUGUUAAAACUGUAAGGGACCAGAAGUUUCUAAUAAUUACUUCCUGUUUGCAGUCUAAUUCAGAAAAAGACAGAAAACCUCAUUGAAUUUGACCAAUUAUAUUUAGAGUUUCCUCGAUUUUUCCAAAAAUCAAGGGCAAAUUAUGAUAUUCUUCAACAGUUUUGAAAUCUUCCAGGUGUGGAAACCUCCUGUGAUGGCAGACAGGAUGGAGCUCUGUGUUACGGUGCUCUAGGAGGAACUUUAGUCCUCCACCUGAUGGACGAUGCUUCAAUAAUAUUCAGAUACCAAUGGAAGAAAGAAGAAACAACCAUACUUAGUGGGGGGAAGAAAAGGAAUGUGACGAACCUGAUAAAAAACAGAUCCUCAUUCACUCCCAAAAAUGGCACCUUUACAAUCAAUAACCUGAUCAGGGAAGAUGCUGGAAAAUAUUCUCUUGAAAUCUUUAAUUCAAGUGGAUUGAAACCAGAGCCCAUAACUCUACAGCUGACCAUUCAAGGUAAAUAAAAGUUUAAUUCUUAUUGAUGAAACAUCAUAUUUUACACAUUUCUUUCACUCAAUCUGCUUUUUUUUCAGGUUUCAUGCACUGACUUUGUGUUUGUUGAUGUGUUCCCUCCAGCCCCCGUGUCCUCUGUCCAGCUGGUCUCUGAGUGUCUACCACAGAGUGAUAUGAGGGUCUCCUGCUCUUCUGGAGGAGGGGACAGUACUCAGUACAGCUGGACUCUGAAUGGAAUCGCACUAAUGAAAUCCCAGCUGCUGUCUGGAAAUAAUGAGGGUCAGAUUAUCACUCUGAGACCAGAAGUGUCAGGGCGUCUGGUCUGCACAGUCAGGAACCACAUCAGUAGUGUCUCCAAAAAAGUGAAGAUAUCAUCCUGUGGUGAGUAAGCACACUCGGAGAAAAUAGCAUUGGAAACUAAUUAUUAACAUCCUGCUGUACAAUUUAAUUUUUUUAUGAUUCUUCUGGAAAAUCUAUUCUUUGAGUGCAACAACACCACAACCUCAUAACAAAUCAAAGUCUUUGAUUGACUGAUUAAAUGUGCUGUAUGUUGGAGACACUCAUCUUCACUCUCUGCUUUAAUUUUGUUUGCAUGUCCAGGUGUUGAAACCUACUGUGAUGGCAGACAGGAUGGAGCUCUGUGUUAUGGAGCUCUGGGAGGAACUUUAGUCCUCCACCUGAUGGACAAUGCCUCUGAAAUGUUUGAAUACAGACUGAGAAAGGAAACAACAGAAAUACUACAAGGAAGGCAGGGCAAAAUUGUGACUAAUCCAAUUCGAGACAGAUCUUCUUUUACACCCCAAAAUGGCACGUUUAGGAUCAAUAACCUGAUCAGGAAAGAUGCUGGAGAAUAUUCUCUUGAAAUCUUUGAUUCAAGUGGAUUGAAAUCAGUGUCUAAAACUCUACAGCUGACAAUUCAAGGUAAAUAUCUAAAUGAACGUACAUCCUCAUGCUUGUCUACUCUGUUUGGAAAAGUGGAAAGGUUCUUUAAAUGUUAUUCUGUCAGUCACAGUUCUCCAGAGGCAUAAAAGGAUUAUAGCUGACAGGUUCACUGUUGUUUAUAUACGUAUAUAUAUAUAUUUAAAAUCCUUUCUUUCCUUCAGCUCCUGUGUCCUCUGUCCAGCUGGUCUCUGAGUGUCUGUCCCAGGGAGAGCAGAAAGUCUCCUGUUCCUCCGGGGGUGGGGACGGUCCUCGGCACAGCUGGACUCUGGAUGGACACACACUCCUGUACACUCAACUGCUCUCUGGAAAUGGAGGGAGUCAGAUGAUCACUCUGAAGCAAGACCUAUCAGGACUGCUGGUCUGCACAGUCAGGAAUCACAUCAGUAGUGUCUCAGAAGAGGAGAGGAUCGUGUCAUGUGGUAAAUAAGAACAUAAUAAGAUAUAAAAGUGACAGCAGUGGUACUCGAUAUGUAACUUUCUUUUCUGUUCAGGUUACAAAUUCUUUGACUGCACCUUACUAAACGGAACGUACGUCUCACAGUGGUUGUUUCCAACCAAUGAAAUCCAGUGUAUGGAACAAACCUUUCUUACAGGUAAGAGGAGUUUCAUCAGUGUCCAUAAACCUCCCACUCACAUAACUCACAUCAAACACACCAGACGAUUUUUAUCUCAUAAUCUUGCCUGAGUUGUAAUUUUCAUGUGCCCUUGUCUGAACAGAUCCUGUCCUGCUCAUAUGCGGUCUGAAGGCAGCUGUGAUCUUUCUCAUGCUGACAGGGAUUUUUGUCUUUUUGGCUUGGAAGAAGAACAAACAAAUGAAAGCUAAAAUCCCUGCAGACCACAAUAGAGUCGAUUAUGAAAACACUUCUGUUGCAAUGGUUGAAAUGAGAAGUUCAGCAGCUGAGCCUUGACCCUCUUGUGUCACUUCUUACCUUCUGUAUUUGGGCAAUGUGUCAUUAUAAAUAUUAGGAGGGGGAUCAGAAAUUAUCUUUGUCUCUCUUUGCGGUUGUUUUUUUUUUUGUGAACUUAACUUCAUUUUAAAGUAUAUAUAUUUGUGAAAUUCAAGCAAAUGUCCUAUGCACAAGAGUCUGUAUCCUCCUUCCAAUCUGCACUCAAAAAUAUUCCUUUAUUGUUUGGCCUUUUUUUUCAAGUAUAGUACUAUUUGAUUCAUUUCUUCUUCUUCUGUUUAUUGUAUUGCGGCUAUCUUGACAUCUUGUUUUAAUGGUUUUUACCUCUUGUAUUUUGGAUUCUGUCUGUAUGGCGUCUUGGAACUCCGGUUUUGGAGGGUGCUUUAUAAAAAAGAGUUUAUUAUGAUAUUAUCAUCAUGCCUUAUAUACAUUAUUAAAAAGUUCUUUUAUACUAAGAUCACAAAAUAGGUUUGUGCAUUUUCACUGUCCAAAAUGAAAUAUAGCUUCUUUGAAAUGUGUAAAGGGAUAUAAAUGUAUUCACUUUUGCAUCCUGAUGUAACCCUAUGGCUCUUUUGGAUCCUGCUUCAGUACGUUCAAACCUUAUUCCCACAGUUAAUGCUUAAGCCUUGAAUUUUUUAAAUAGUGGUUUUGGUUGUUUUCUUAUCAUGUAAUUAUCACAACGGUUGUUAGUUUUGUGUCAGUGAUAACUUAGAUAGAUGAUAAAACCCCCUAAAAUUCAUAAAAUUAUAUAUAACUUUCAGAUCAAGAAGUGGUUUGUUAUUCCCUCUGCUGCCUUACAGUGGAGACAGCAACAUGCCAGAUUGAAUACAUCUAUAUCAUUGAAACAGUAAACCUUUGUUCAAUUUUUAAUGUGAUCGCAUUAGAUUCAAAGAAAAUUUUAAGAUUUGUAAUAGUAUUAUCCACUGUGAUAUCCACAGUUACAUCCAGUUCUCUACUCGAAGAGUUUGUUAAACAAUCUGGCAUUGAGUGUAUGAGGACCCCAUAGUUUUUUAUACUGCAGGGUCAGUUGCUGGUUGGGACAGGCACAACGGUUCAGCCUUCAUGAGACGGGAUGAGGCCACACCUGCACCUCGAUCUUUAACAAUUUCUCUCUAGAAAACUGAAAGACAUAAAGGAGAUGACAGAGGUCAUUGUUGAGCCUUUAAUGGUGAGACUUACACAUAAGACUUGGGUUUCUCAUAAACACUCUAAAUGUGUGAGUUAACACCCUGUGUCGGUAAUUCUUUUACAAAUGAGGAACUUCAUCUGGUGAGAACAUGGAAACAAAAGACACAAAUUGUACAGACAUUUAAAAUAAUGGUGCACUAAAUUAGUAAACUGCUCACAGCUGUGAUGGAAAAACAUGUAAAACACUUCAAUGUUUCUAUUUUUUAUUUUACUUUAUGAAACGGACUCAUGAAUAAUAA
Xyrichtys novacula (pearly razorfish) is the source of this 4649-nucleotide messenger RNA. The record is from the annotation of a GenBank genome assembly. NCBI's taxonomy places the organism in Eukaryota, Metazoa, Chordata, Actinopteri, Labriformes, Labridae.